This is a messenger RNA of Rhincodon typus (whale shark), 2710 nucleotides long. Its product is annotated as VPS10 domain-containing receptor SorCS1-like. Gene Ontology annotation, biological process: post-Golgi vesicle-mediated transport. The record is from RefSeq and is a predicted model, not a curated record. Gene Ontology annotation, molecular function: protein binding. NCBI's taxonomy places the organism in Eukaryota, Metazoa, Chordata, Chondrichthyes, Orectolobiformes, Rhincodontidae. The transcript has 25 exons. The coding region runs from base 161 to 2710 and encodes 849 amino acids. Gene Ontology annotation, cellular component: membrane; Golgi apparatus.
GAGUGAGGAAGGAGCAGUGUGUUCACACUCAAGAGAGCGACACACACACACACACACAGACAGAGACAGAGGGAGCGUGUCCCUCAGUGUCUCACACAAUUACCCGGCCAGGAGCUGCUCCGCUAACUGGCUCCCCGGCUCUUGCUGCCUCCGGACGAAGAUGAGGACCAGUUUUACCCCGUCCCGGGGCUGCUCGGGGCCGCCCUGGAUAUUACCCUGGAGCCUGGUUGCGGCUCUGGGUUGCAGCUUCGCCCCGGCCCUGGAUUUGUCUCCGGCCCCAGGAGCAGGGAGAGCAGGAGGUGACUCCCGGCCGCUGAAGCUGACCAGCACUACGUUCGCACUCAGCGGGGACUCGGCUCACAACCAGGCGAUGGUCCAUUGGUCUGGCCAGAACAGCAGUGUGAUUCUAAUCCUUACAAAGUUGUAUGACUACAACCUUGGGAGCGUGACAGAAAGCUCACUUUGGAGGUCGACUGACUAUGGAACGACGUAUGAGAAACUCAAUGAUAAAGUGGGCCUGAAAACUGUGCUGAGUUACCUGUACGUCUGUCCUACCAACAAGAGGAAGAUAAUGCUUGUGAGUGAUCCAGAGAUUGAGAGCAGUGUCCUCAUCAGCUCAGAUGAAGGCGCAACCUAUCAAAAGUACCGGCAAAGCUUUCAGAUUCAAAGCAUGCUGUUUCAUCCUGAGGAAGAGGAUUGGAUCCUGGCCUGCAGCCAGGACCAAAAGAUCCAUACAUCCCAGGAGUUUGGCAACAGGUGGAAUACCGUGAGCAAGAGAGUAACUAAAGAAAGGUUUCAUUGGUCUGUGAUGGGUUUGGACAAGGACCCAGACCUCGUGCACAUUGAAGCAAGGAACACAGCUGGAUAUGCUCAAUAUAUUACCUGUAGAAUUCAGAACUGUUCAGAAGCAGCAAGCAGCAAGCCCUUUCCAGGAUAUAUAGAUCACAAUUCCUUGGUGGUCCAAGAUGACUAUGUGUUUGCUCAGGUGACGUCUGGUGGACGGGUGACUUACUACGUGUCAUAUCGAAGACAGAGCUUCACGCAAAUGAAACUCCCCAAAUAUUCAUUGCCUAAGGAUAUGCACAUUAUCAGCACCGAUGACAACCAAGUGUUUGCCGCUGUGCAAGAGUGGAACCAGAACGACACAUACAAUCUGUACGUGUCUGAUGCAAGAGGAGCUUACUUCACGAUCGCUUUAGAGAAUGUGAAAAGCAGCCGAGGCCUGGAGGGCAAUGUUAUGAUUGACCUUUAUGAGGUAGCAGGGAUAAAGGGAAUGUUCUUGGCUAAUAGAAAGGUACAAAGACAGGUUAAGACAUUCAUCACUUAUAACAAAGGACGAGACUGGCGACUGCUACAAGCUCCCAAUGUGGAUGUGAGAGGCAAUGACAUUCACUGCAUUCUGCCAUAUUGCUCUUUGAAUCUACACUUGAAUGUGGCACAGAAUCCCUAUACAUCGGGAAAUAUAGGCAGUAAGGACUCUGCACCUGGUAUCAUUGUGGCCUCAGGCAACAUCGGCUCUGAGCUCAUAACGGAUGAGGAAAGUCACACUGGAGGCAUGUUCAUCUCAUCAGAUGCAGGAAAUACCUGGAGACAGGUUUUUGACGAGGAGCACAGCGUCUUGUUUCUGGACCAGGGAGGUGCACUUGUAGCCAUUAAACACACACCCCAGCCAAUCCAACAUCUGUGGCUGAGUUUUGACGAAGGUCAGUCCUGGAGUAAAUACAGUUUUACCUCAGUUCCUCUCUUUGUAGACGGAGUUCUGGGUGAACCAGGCGACGAGACACUGGUAAUGACUGUGUUUGGUCAUGUCAGCCACCGCUCUGAUUGGCAGCUUGUUAAAGUGGAUUAUAGAUCCAUCUUCAGCAGAAGAUGCAAUGAGAAUGAUUUCCAUUCAUGGGAGCUCCACAAUCAGGGCGAGCCUUGUAUUAUGGGGGAAAUGCGAAUAUACCAGCGACGUCAGCCAGCAACUCAGUGCACUCUGGGAAAGAAGUACAGUCGGGCAGUAACAUCAGUGCCUUGUAUCUGCACAGACUCUGACUUUGAGUGUGACUAUGGAUAUGAGCGACACUCUGAUGGAAGGUGCCUACCAGCUUUCUGGUACAAUCCAUCUUUCAUGGCAAUGGAGUGUAGCACGGGGCAGAGCUACCUCAACAGCACAGGUUACAGAAAAGUUGGCUCUAACAAUUGCACUGAUGGGGUCAGAGAUCAGUACGCUGCCAAGCAGCAUCAAUGCUCUAGCCGGGCCCCAUGGGGUUUACACCUCAUCACCAGCAACGGCAGACUGGCCACUGACUCAGGACAGAACAUCACCUUCAUUGUGCAUUUAGAGGAGGGAGAUGUGCCAAGGACCAGUUUACAGAUGGAAUUUGGCGAUGGGACCGCAGUGACCUACUCUAAUCUCAGCUCAGCUGAAGCAGGAAUCAAACACAUCUACAAACACUGUGGAAUCUUUCGUGUCAUUGCUCAAGCAUGGAACAGCCUAGGAUCCACCCAAGCCCACCUCUUCCUACAUGUAACUUUGGGUCCUAUUGAGCAUGUGCACUUGACUUUACCUUAUGUUGCAAUCACCAACCAGCAAGUGAAUCUGACAGCCGUGGUGUGGCCCAGUCCCACUGGCCCACUCACCUAUUUCUGGUGGCUUGGAAACAAGACCGAGAAUAAUUUUGAACACCAAGGAACCGAGGAAUAUGCUAAUUAUAGACGAAAGUAG